UCCUGUAAAUCAGCCUUUCAGACACUCACAGUACAGACACACGACUUGAACGAUAUCUAUUCACCAUGGCAGCCAAAAUAAUGACUGUCGAGCCAUCGCUCGCGAGCAGCUACAGCUCGCGCUCCCACAGCCGACCAUCGCGACGAGCAGCCGACCUGAUUGAACGACUGAACGACCUCGAACACGAAAAGCGAUCAAGACGACACUCGCACGCUGGUUCUCUGGUUCUCGCUCGUCCCGGCGCCGAUCGAUCUGUAGAUGACAUCAACAACGAGAUUCGCGCUCUCGAAGCCGAGAAGCAAGCCUACCGAUACGAAUCCCGAGCGAGCGAAGAGCGCGAUCUUGCAUACAAAUUUCGAGAACGAGCAUCGAGCGAAUCUCCUCGAUCACGAUACGGCAGCGAAAGAGAUCUCAUCAUUGAAGAGGACUUCCGUCGUCUGCCAGCGAAAGAGUACGUCCAUGAAGAAUAUCGACGAGAGAGGAGUAGACCUCCUGAGGAAUUGGUCUUGUACGAUCGUGAACGGUAUGGGCCAAGAGAAGUUGUCUAUGAGCGAGCGAGAAGCCCUCAGCGCAAUGUGGUGCGCGUGCAAAAGGAUAGGAAGGGACGAUUAAGUCUGGUUAGAAGUUCGCGUUGAAACAUACUGUGCGGCAAAGCAAAGAGGAACGACAGGUAACACAUUGGCUGCUGGGACGGAUGUGAAUAAGAGAUGUCAGUCCUUUCAGGAGACGAAGAGCGCGGAGCAAUUGAGCGGACAGUAGUAAUACUGCUCCAACGACUUGACGAAUUCAACGACGAUUAUAUGCCCAUGCACUCACCAGACCUGGCAACGCUUGCCCAACACCAGUCUCCUUCCAUUCGAGCUCCGCGCACAACGCUUCUCGGUUUACCCACUUCUACACGACUUCGCGAGGCACACAUUGCCAU
Molecule: messenger RNA, 925 nt
Organism: Cercospora beticola
Lineage: Eukaryota; Fungi; Ascomycota; Dothideomycetes; Mycosphaerellales; Mycosphaerellaceae
Source: RefSeq, a predicted model, not a curated record